Cladophialophora carrionii CBS 160.54 is the source of this 4101-nucleotide messenger RNA. RefSeq lists its product as uncharacterized. Bases 1 to 4101 code for a protein of 1366 amino acids. Lineage: Eukaryota; Fungi; Ascomycota; Eurotiomycetes; Chaetothyriales; Herpotrichiellaceae. The record is from RefSeq and is a predicted model, not a curated record. The transcript has a single exon.
AUGAACGUCUUCAAGAAGAAAGGCAAGGCCAAGGAUGAUACCUAUUUCAUCCCUUCGGCGGCCUCAUCGGACCCGGCCUUGCCGGCGAAACUGUCUCGCAGUCUCAAACGGAAGCAGAAGAAUGUGGUUGAACCCAUGCCACAAAUUGACCUCGCUACUGCGCUCCCAGAUACAAAUGACUUCCGCACGAGUUUGCUUAUGCCGGGCCUGUACGCACGAUUCAGUAUGCUCCGCGAGCAGGACGACCCUAAUACCAAGGUGGGGAAGGCAAGCGAUGACAGUGUACUCUUCCCGAAAAGAGCAUCUCGCCUGAACCUAUUUGCACACAACCCAUUGACAGACAUCGCCGAGACCGAAUCCAUCCGAAUGACUUUUAAGGCCCCAUUCGCCGACGAUGACCGAUCUUAUGCUGUCUCAGAAGGCGGGGGUUAUGCUAGCGACGAUGCUGGUGCCGUCCUCUCCCGACCAAGGCCAACAGAGGGCAACAUUCUUUUUGGUGGUCGGCAAAAGAUGUAUCGAGUACCUGCCACAAGUGCAUCAGGCUCAACAGGGGACUCGACAGAAGACCCCGUUUCCACUCCUGCUCCCUUGACGUCGUCGAAGCAUGUCUACCAGAGCGAUGUGGUUUUGUCUCCAUAUCAGCAGAUGCGCAUGAAAGCUAAGGAGGAGCAAGACCGUGACGAGUCUCGUGAGAGACCCACCAGCGCGGAACACGACCGUAGCAGCGUCAUCAACACGCCGUCGACUGGUUUCAGUAAAAGCAGAGGGACCACGUCGUCGACGGCGUCGGGUCCUUCCAACAGGCGCAUUUCAACAGCUGCUACCUCAGUGGUGUCUGACGGCUCUCACCCCCGACAGAGUAACACAGGUGCUGGUUUCAACGCCAAAAUGCAUGGCUCGGAGUAUGGCAGUGAGGAGAGCUUGCUGAGACGGAACCUCUCCUCUGAAUCUCGGAGAGCAUUUCCCGGCACCGACAAUCAAGAACAGCCUCCUCUUCCAUUGUCUCCAAUCAACAGCCGGCAGCUUCCGCAAACAGGAAAUGUCACCAAUCUGUCAGACAAGUAUAGCCGCGGAGCCUCUCCAUUCUCCACCGGCAUUCCAAGGGCAAAUAGUCCCACGCCCGCCAUCCAAUCACAGGCACUGGCGUCUCUUGACUUCGGUCUCAAGAACUCUAUCAACCACUCGCGCAAAUAUCAGACGGCCUCACCAACCAAUGAUGAGGAGGAGGGCGACGUAUACAACCGCAGUUUGCAGCCCAAUGACCGUGGCAAAGCGACGGCGAUGGGACUGUUUAACCGACCACAGCAACAAUUUGACGAGCAUAAGUUUGAGGAGAGGCAGCUGCAAAUGCACAGUGGCCGAGGUUCACCACCCACGUCCGAUGGCCCAGAUUAUGGUGGCAUCAGAGAGCGGCAGAACGAGCCUGGUCGACCGGUCCUUUCAAGCAUCCCACCGUCGCCUUUCCAAAAAGGUUUUCCUCGAGGCCGGGAAUCCAGCAGUACUUCUAUCGCAGGUCGCUCGAGAGCACAAUCGAAUGCCUCUUCUGUCCAAUCAGCCCAAGUUCAAGCACAUGCUGAAGCACUGAUCAAACGUCAAAACCAGGAGUUCUCUACGUUGCAAUCGCAACGGCAAGCUGCAGAGCCAAGUGUACGCGCCGCACCGAUGCAGGUCCCCAGUUCUCUGAUGGGGCAGCCGGCAGCAUCCAGGGGAACAUUUUUCGACACCUUUGACGGCAGUGACGAUGACGCAGACAGCCCAAUGCUGGGGAGAUAUGAGCCAGCACCGCGACUGGCCCCAAUGGAAGUUCAUCCGGCGCUUCGCGAUGGCUCGCAUCAUGUCGAUGUCAGAGAGCAGCCCGCACCUCUUUCCGAUCCAACUCGACCCCAUUCGGAUGUUUCAGCUGGCACUUCGUCUCCUUCCGUGAUCCAGGAUACUCCAGACACCUCGGACUCUCUGCAUCGUCGAUCUCAGGACGAGGUCAAAGACUCCCCCACCUUGGGGCCGACAGCUGGAUUGGGUCUGAGCGGUUUGAUCAGAACUCAUUUAAGGCACGAUAGCGAUAGGUCGUCUGUUCUUCCGCCGUCGCCUGCAUUCCCACCUUAUCAGUCCGGCUUCUCUUCCAGUCCAUUCCGUGAGCGGGAAUCAUCGAGCGGCUUGGGUCAGAAUGAGAGCUACCGAGUCUAUGCCCGCGAGCGAGAGCCAUCUUUUGGCUCUACACAGCAUGACAAUUACCCUACCUCUCUUCGUGAUCGCGAGCCCUCGGUCGCCUCGACUGCUCGCACAGUCAAUCCCCCCGAGAGCACACACAGUGAUCCCUGGGAAUUUGACAAUGCUCAUCGUACCCAACAGAGUCAUGUGGCACCUGUUCAGAAUGAUGCUAUCCCAUCUAUGUCUCAAAAGGCACAGCAAAUACUCGGUCAGGCAAUUUCUCAUAAGAUGCAAGCCACGAGCAAGGCCCAGCAGCUUCUGGGGGACGAUGCGCCCAGUAUGAUGGACAACCAUCCUGCAAGCCGGGGAUGGCAACAUGAUGUGCUCUCUCAUCACCGCGGAGAAAGCACCGAGACACAGAAAGAGUUCGGCAAUGAGCUAGCUGAGCGAGCGAGAAGAAUUCAAGAAGGGUUGAGAGGAGUUGCGGAGGCAGGGAAGCGUUCUCAGAGUCAAGAUCGCCAUAAUCCUGCGACGCAAGCUUUGCACGCGCUCCGCCACAAGACCAGCAAAACGGGUCUUACUUCUCGCAGCAACGAGCCCCUGCCAAAAGCCAUGAAAAUGCUUGGGAUUGGUGGGGGCCCUAAGGCUGAGCCUGUCUCCCGGUCCACAUAUACAGGCGCCAGACUCGAUUACGAUUUCGACCAUGGAUAUGAUGGUCAUGGCGACCGGCCUCCAAGACCUAGACCUGCUGAAUUUGAGCCACCCAAUGGGCGACGAACACCAGGGUUUGCCAGGCCAGAACCUCAUCCUCACUACUCCAACGAAGAACAUGAGCGAUCAUAUCAACUGCGGUCAGCGACACCAAACUCUGGAAGGCCAAGGCGCGAUCGAGCUGAUUCCGAGGCCGCCGAGAGAUCAAGAAGCCGCCCCGGUCAAGGGCGGUACAGAGACGAUCCGCCAUAUUCGCCGGCAGAAUAUGGUAGACCCGGCCAACCUCACGCAGCAGGAUAUCGCGAGCAGCACCGUACUUUUGCCCAAGGCGACGGCCCGAAUGGCUAUGCUGGCCCUCACCCUUCACGUGGUCCCCACCGUGGCCCUCCCCCAGUAGAUCCGCGCACCUACGAGAGGUCGGCUUCAGCAAUGUCGAAUCGACGACCAAGUGGAACCGGCCCUCGACCAACCAACUAUUUCGAUCUUCGUGCUCCAACCCCGACUAUGGGUGGCACUCCCCAGCUUGGGAAUGGUGCCAUACCUCCAAUGGGCGCACCCCGGCCAUCGCCUCGCCCUCCUUUCCCACAUUCACCAAUCAGUCCAUUCGCACUUCAUGCCGGAAUGUCCCCUGUUCUUUCUGGCCCUUCCUCUACUGUACCAUCUGCUUUACCCUCUCCAUCUGGUCCUCUUCCUCAGCCACCGCCAUCUGGUCGCUUUACACCUGCUGAAGGCCGCUCCACUCCUAUAGGCAGUCGCAAGAAGUCAGUCACUAAGGGCAUGAUCUCCGAGCCCACCUUUAUCUCCUCUACUUCGUCAGUUCCGUUGGUCGGCUUGCCGAGCAAUCCGCGACCAGGCCAAAUUGCAAGCCCACCAAUUCCGACCAUGAAUCCCCGUCGACGUGGAAACACCACGACCGAAAAAUCAGACGGAGCUGCGAGUCCCGGGAUGCACGCUUCACCGAUGACCUCGAUGCCCGAAUCUCCGAAUCGUGGGACCAUGGGUUUCCCUGGCUCCCAACCUUCCUACAUUGAACACCAGCAUUUGCAGCAGAAGGCUCAACCACGUCCACGCAAUCGACUUAGGAAGAUCAGCAGUGAGGGUGGUAGCAUGGCUGCUCGUGCCCGGAACCAAGCUAUGCUGUCCGAGUUUGGUCAUGAGAGGCUUCGAAGCCCGGCUGUGCCUGUUUUCCCGAACCGAAGUACAACCUCUUUGAGCGUCCAUCAAGAUGGUGGCAUGUUUUAG